This is a messenger RNA of Pieris macdunnoughi, 1752 nucleotides long. The record is from the annotation of a GenBank genome assembly. NCBI's taxonomy places the organism in Eukaryota, Metazoa, Arthropoda, Insecta, Lepidoptera, Pieridae.
AUGAAUUUGAUGCGCAAAUUGCGUGGGUCGUCCGCCUCAACGUCGGCGGAGCCCGAAGCUGCAAGCUCUCACAUCCAGCUUGGUUUGAUGCACCUGAAAAAGUUGUUUGCAGAGUACACCCAUCCUCCUCAACCGCUUACGGACGCUGAAAAAGAUGAUAAACUUUACAACAUGCUACCAUUAUUCUGUAAGGUGUUUGGUGCUAGUCCUUCAACAGAAAUGAAUGAAAAAUUUUGGGAUAUUUUAUCAUUUUGUCAACAAGUAUCAAAGCUGAUGGUCUCAGAAAUAAGAAAAAGAGCCAGCAAUCAAAGUACUGAAGCAGCUAGUUGUGCUAUUGCAAAAUUUCUGGAAAUAGAGAAUUCUGAAGAAUCUAGUAAUGGAUGGAUGCUCUUGUCAACAUUAAAUCUUUUAGCUGCGGGUGAUCAAUCUUUAAUACAGGUGAUGACAACAGCCGCAAUACCCUCAACUUUGGUGAAGUGUCUAUACUUGUUUUUUGAUCUCCCUGAAAUACCAGAAUCAGAGGCUGAUGUACAUGAUGAUGCUAGUGAAUUUACACCAAGAGAAAGAAGAAUAUUGUUGCAAAAGAUAUUUGUUCAGGUGUUAGUGAGAUUGUGUAGCCACCCAUUUCCUUGUGAGGAAUUGGCAAGGAAGGACGACCUGAGUCUACUCUUCUCAGCAAUUACGUCGUGGUGCGCUCCACAUAAUAUGAUGUGGAGGAAAUCUGCCGCUGAGGUCUUGAUGACUUUAUCACGACAUGGCUUAACACAAUCUGUAGUACAAUAUAUUCAUAAUAAAGGAUGCGUUGGAUUGUGUAUAGAAAACAUGCAAAAAAUACCGGAACUAACACCCCUAGAGGUGGUCGAAAUGUUCGUUGCCGUAUUCUGUUUUCUGAAGGACUCCAGUGACGUUAGUCAGUUAUUGUUAGACGACUUUCGUUCGUGUCAAGGAUACCUCUUCCUUUCAGAAUUUCUAUUGAAACAUGAGAGACAAGAUGUACCUGAUUAUUUGACGUCAGGGUUGGAAGAGGAACGUGUAAGUGGUACGGAAGCAAAAGCGGCGCUGAGGAAUCUUGUUCUGAUGAUAUCCUCGCUCUGUGCUUGUGGCUUCUCGGAGCUGCGUCCCACCAGAGCCAACACUGAACUAUUUCAGCUUCAAGGCUUUGUUCUGCCACAGCCUUCUACGCCUGGACAGGCUGUGAGGAAUGUUCAGGCCUUUCAGGUACUACAAUCCGUCUUCUUAAAAUCGAAUUCGCCGGCUCUUUGUUGUACGAUCCUAGACGCCAUCUCUAGCGUAUACCACGCGGACAACGCCAAUUAUUUCAUACUGGAAAAUCAAAACACACUCAGUCAAUUCUCAGAAAGGAUUCACACGAAAAACGCUGAGAUACAAGAGAAAUUUUUCGAGUUGCUCGAAUUUAUCGUUUUCCAACUGAACUUCGUGCCAUGCAAAGAGUUGAUUUCCUUGUCGCUGUUGUUGAAAGCGAAUAGAUCGAGAAGCUGCAGCAUUCUUUGUAUCAAGACAUUGUUAAAUAUUCUCAAGCACAACGCAAUUUUCAAGGACGUGUACCGAGAGGUCGGUAUGUUAGAAGUGUUCGUUACGUGUCUAACACGUUACGCGGUAUAUCUUAAAGAUAAACAAAUACUUGAAGAGGAAUUGGAAGAAAAAGAGAACAGAAAGAAUCCGAUAGAAGCGCAAGUGAAUCCCCAAAAGCUCCAGAAAGGAAAAAGCGUCAAUCGAGACAGGAUUCCUUGA